Funneliformis caledonium is the source of this 1284-nucleotide messenger RNA. The record is from the annotation of a GenBank genome assembly. NCBI's taxonomy places the organism in Eukaryota, Fungi, Glomeromycota, Glomeromycetes, Glomerales, Glomeraceae.
AUGACAAGGAAUUCUACUCCUAAUACUUCAACUUCAACCAAAAAUGAUGUUAUAAUAUCAAAAAAAAAUACUCCAGUAAAUAAUCCUAAUUCGAAUAAUAAUUAUUUAACACAGCAGUCAAGCGCUUUUAGUCCUACAAUUACAACUGUCUCUUCUAGUUCUGCUGCUACACCAUCUUCUUAUAAUUCUUAUUCUCAACAACAACAAUUUUUUGCUAAACUACAAGCUACUCAAUCUCCAACCGACAGUAACAACACUACGAUGCAUAGUUCAACCACAAGUCGUGGUCACGUCCAUCAGCCAAGUCUUAGUAUAGGUCCAAGUCCAAAUAACAAAUUCUUACUUUCGGAUUUUACCAUCUGUCGUACUCUAGGUACAGGAUCUUUUGGUAGAGUACAUCUUGCUCAAUCUAAAUAUAAUAAUAAAUUUUAUGCAAUGAAAGUAUUAAAGAAAUCCGAAGUAGUACGUUUAAAACAAGUUGAACAUACAAAUAAUGAAAAACACAUUCUUGAGCAAGUUCAACAUCCUUUCUUAGUUAAUUUAUGGGGAACUUUUCAAGAUAGUACUAAUUUAUAUAUGGUAAUGGACUACGUGGUUGGUGGUGAACUAUUUAGUAUAUUAAGAAAAUCUCAGCGUUUCCCGGACCAUGUAGCAAAAUUUUAUGCUGCAGAGGUUGUACUUGCAUUUGAAUAUUUACAUUCAAAAGAUAUUAUUUAUAGAGAUUUAAAACCAGAGAAUUUACUAUUAGAUCGUAAUGGACAUAUAAAGAUCACAGAUUUUGGGUUUGCAAAAUAUGUACCUGAUAUAACUUGGACGUUGUGUGGUACACCAGAUUAUUUGGCACCAGAAAUUAUACAAUCGAAAGGAUAUGGAAAAGCUGUAGAUUGGUAUUCCUUAGGUGUACUAAUAUUUGAAAUGUUAGCAGGAUAUCCCCCAUUUUAUGAUGAAGAUCAUAUGAGAUUAUACGAAAAAAUAUUGUCGGGUAGGAUCAAAUAUCCUUCUUCUUUUGAUCCUAUAGCAAAAGAUCUUUUAAAGAGACUUUUGACUAGUGAUUUAAGUAAGAGAUAUGGUAAUUUAAAGGCCGGUAGUAAGGAUAUCAAGUCUCAUCAAUGGUUUAAAGGUAUUGAUUGGGAUAAAUUAAUUCAACGGGAUGUAACAGCUCCUUAUAUUCCUAAUUUUAGUGGUGAUGGUGAUACGAGUAAUUUUGAUGUUUAUCCUGAAGAAAGAGAACCUUAUGGCAAGCCAUCUAACGAUUUAUAUAGAGAUAAAUUUCCAUCCUUUUAA